AUGUCUGACCAAGAAAGAGAUUAUUUCAAUUUUCAUACUCAAGAAGGUACUGAAUACCAAUUCGCUCAUACAAAUGAUAAUACUAAUGCUAAUUCAAGAGUGACAUCUCCAGGAACAACAGCAGAACAUAAUUUGACUUUGAUAAGUAAUAACAAUGUCGCUCAUCCUCCAAAUUCUCCAACUUCACUUACUCCUACCACACCUAUGAGCCCAUUUAUGCAAAGCCAAUCAGAUUUAUUAAAUUUAAAUCAGUUUUCCUUACCACGCUCUCCAGGUGCAAGUAUUGCAAUGGCAAGAAGGCCGUCAGUGAAAAGAUCACAAUCCACUCAUAAACAUCAUUCACAUCAUCCACCUACUAAUAUUUCAAAUCCAAACUUGGUUCCGGCCCCAAAUUCUACAUACGGGCCUGUAUCAAAUAAUUCAUCAACACAUUCGAGCAGAAGAGCAUCACUUAUAUCGUCAUCAAAUCAAAAGGGAAAACAAGUGAAACAGUCACAAUCACAAUCUCAGCAGUUGCAUCAACAACUCCAGCAAUUGUCACCAUCGAAGUUAGCUGCAUUAAAUUCACCGAAAAGUUCAAGUGCAAAUAAUAAUGCUACUACUACCACUAACCCUCUUUCCACGAGCAUGCGACGUAGAGGUUCCAUAACGAACUCAGACUCGAGCACUGGAACUCCAACAUUUGUUAUACCACCUGACUUGGCAUCUUUAAACACGCAUAGAACUUCAAGUAUCUCUGGAUCACAACAUUUACAAUCCAUUAAAAGUAAAAGCCCUUCUAUUGUUUCAAAUUCAUCUGAAUAUUCAACCACAAAUCUACUAAUGAAAAAUCCUUCUAAUAUUUCUACUGCUGGAAUGUCCAUAAAUAAUGCCUCUACUUCGUCAACAGUCAAUAACGAUAGGGCUGUUUCAAAUAACGGUAGUACAAGCAAUGAUAUUGGGAACAAUACUAGUACUACUAACAAUAAUAUAAACGGAAAGAAAAAUAGUUUGACAAACACUGGAAUGAUAUCAUCAAACAAUACCCCAGUGAUAACAACCCCUAAGGAUACCGUGUCCAGCACCUCCUCUUCUCGAUCUGUAUUACUAGCAAGCAAUAAUAACAACAUGUCAACUUCUAAAUCUUUCAGAAAACAAUAUAUCUUAAAUGAGAAAAAUUAUCUGGAAAAGAUGAGAAAUAAUAUUGCAGAUGAUGAUUAUUAUACUCGUAGAAUUGCACCAUCUCCAUUACUGGAUGAAGGUGAAGAUGAUGAAGAUACUGAAUUUGACAUGGAUUUAAAAGAUAUUUUGAUUGAUAGAUUUGAUACCACUGGUUUCAACAAUCCUUUAUUGUUCGAUAAUACCAGCGGCAACGAAGAGGUUAAAAUGAAUGAUAAUGAUAUAAAUUUCGGUACGAAUUUCUUCACGACAGCAAAUCAAAAUAAUGUUAAUAAGAGUGAAAAAAACUUGGUAUCAAUGAGUUCAAAAUAUUUAUUACAAAGGUUGGAAUGGUUACAGAACGCCAACCCAGAUGAUCCACAACUAAAUGAAAUCUUCGACAAAAUUCGUAAUGUGACAAGAAAUCUAGCACCAUCCACUCCCGUGACUACUACAAAUAAUAGCAGCGAAAAGACGGCGAAUAUUAGUUCCGUGAGUUCUACUACAAUCAAUGGAAACAAUAAUUUGCACCCAAAUGACGAAUCAAAUUCAUCAACAGCCGUGACGCCAGUAACAGCAACCUCGAUGGUAGAUCAAGUACCAUCUGAUCAAUAUAGCCAAAGCAAAAGUGCUUUGGAAUUUAGUCUUGCUGCCAUUUCUGAUGUUCAGAAGAACUAUAUCGCGCAAUUAUCACAACAUCCGUUAGUAGUGGAACGAUUUAAAUGGCAAGCUAUGCUAUCCAAUGUUUUAAAAGGUGAUAUUGUGAGAAACGAAAAAACAAAAAUUGCUAAAGAAAUAAAGAAACCCGGUCUAAAUAGUCAAUUUUCAGAUGAAAUUUGGCUAGAGUUGAAAGCAUGGAUGAAUGGGAAAACUGUGGAAGAUCUAAGUAAAUCUUUAAAAGUCUUAAGGGAUUCUACUGAUACAUUAUUUGAAGAAAUUUUGAGCUACAAAAUUCCUGUCGAAAUCAGUAACAACCAUGACUUAAUUGAAGAAAAAUUAAUAUCAUUGAAAGAUCAAUACUAUAAAGCUCUAACGUAUUGGCCGAAUUUGCGAAAAAUGUACCAAGAUAAACCAAUUUGUAAAAGUACUGAAUUCAUCAACAGGAUAGAGGCAAUUAAUAGUUGGUUAAACUUCAAAUCCAAUUUUGAAAUCAAGAUAAACGAUUUGAAAAGUUGGGUUGGGAAUGAUGAAUUAAAUGUCCUAACUCCGAAUGAAAGCUCAUCAUUAGAUAAAAUGUUAGAGGAAAAUAAUAAUAUAACUCCGAAUACAAGAUCAUUUGCGGAACAAGUAAUGAAAGAGAAAGAUAUUGAAACUAUUUUCCAAAAGAAAAUAUUCUUCCCUUUGGCACCCUGGAUUUUGAAAUCUAAAAUUUUCUUUUUACAAUAUGAGCAAACAUUAAAUAGCUUAAGCUUGAACUAUCCUAAUGAACCAUUGGAAUUAUUAUUAAUGUUUCCAAUGAAGUUGGUGAAGGAAAUUAUACUGAUUAGAUUAUCGUACGCAAAAAAGUUGCAAAACCCAACCAUGAUGAUGAUCGACCAAAUGAUUUACGAUUUUAAUUCAUAUAUCAGACUAUCUGUUCAACUGAAACAUACCGUUACUGUAUACUGUAGUGAUUGGUCAUUCAGAGUUGCUAUUGAUCCAGAAUUUGAUGGUACUGUACUGGAAGCAAUAAAAUACUUAUUUAAGUUAUUCAACUUGAAAUUACUGGACGCGAAUAAAAAAUCCUUCAAAACAUUUAAGGAACCUGAAAUGGUUUUGAAAUAUUGGGAUGAUUUAAAGAACGUGGGUCAUUACAUUGAUAAUGCGGGACCAUUAAUUUCCAAUGAAUUUAAUAAAUUAACAAUAAGACUGCUUCAUAGAUUACAUGCAUAUUUGCUUGAACAACAAAACUCUCCACCACAAUUUUCCGCUAGUAAAGACGCCGAGAAAUGGCUAAUAGGAGUAUUUGAGAACUUGGGUUCAUUCAAGAGGAAAUUAAACAGAUUUACUAAUGUUCUAACAAAAGCGUUCCAAAAUUCUGUUAAUUAUAAAAUCGAAAGCGAUAAGGAAUUAUUAAAAGCUUUAACCAGUACAGGUCAUUUUCUUAUAUAUACUGGUGGCAAUCUGGAACAGAAUGGUAUAUAUUUAAUUGGUAGUCCUGAGCUGUUAGGUUGUACAGAUGAAGAAAUUAUGAAGAUUUUAAAUAAUAGCGAUAUUGGUUGUGAUUUAAUACCGAAACUACAGAUAAGAAACAGUUUAUCGAUUUAUAAUGCUUUCCAAAACGGUUGGGAUCCCAAUUCUAUGAUAGUGCAAGAUGCUGACUCUAAUGGUGUGUCUUACUAUUACGUUAGGAAUGAAUUAGAUAGUAAUACCAAAUCGAAACGUUUCAAAGGUAGAAGUAGAAGCAGACCUAAUAUGGAGGCCAAUAAUAUAAAUAAUAACACCAUGAAUAAAAAUAAUAAUUCUAACGGUCAUAGUUAUGCCAAUAGAUUUAUCGAUGAAUAUGAGGACUCAGAGAUAGAAAUGUUACAACUUGAAUCAAAACUACAUUCCCUCGGUUACAUUGUAGUUUUGUAUCCAGGUAAACCAAUGUUAUGGGAAGGGAAAAUGUUUAAUCUGGCUGAGGACACCGUUGUUAAAGUCCAAGAUCUACACUUAAAGAUUACACCUAAUACAAUGGUUUUAAUGAACCAAGGAUCCAGUUAUGCUUUAGAGUAUCAAUGUGAUAGAUUUCAACAAAUCGUGGGGAGUUCUGUCUCGUUUAUCGAAAAGCGUUGUUCGUUCGACUUUAUUGAGAACGACUUACAGAAGAUUAACAAGGCGUAUUUUAGAUUUACAUAUAGUGCAUUGAACAAUUAUGCUAAGGUAAUCAGUAAUUUUCAAAAAGUUUGCCCAUCGAACGAACUACUGAAUAGUAUUUUCUUAUUUGCCAGGGAUUCAGGUAAGAAUUUUCUCCGGACUAAUGUUGCUAAUUAUGAAAAGAAAUCGGUGAUAAUAUUGUUGAUGAUAAGGUUAAGUGUUGGUUGGUUAUCAUUCUUAAUAGAAGAGUGUAAUCCUACAGAUCAAAGAACUUUCCGUUGGUGUGUACCAGCUAUGGAAUUUGCCAUGCAAAUGACCAGUGGUUAUAAUAUUUUAGGUUUAAAUGAGAUGCAAUUUACUGCUUUGAAGAAAAGAAUCUCAGCAUGUAUGUCAUUAUUGAUUUCCCAUUUCGAUGUUAUGGGUGCAAGAUCAUAUGAAGCUGAAAAGACCACACAACAAACAAGAUUAAAUAAUAUGGACUUCGAAAAUGAUGUUGAUGAUGAUGCAAUGUUAGAAUUGAACUCACAAUUCCGUUUGAGAGCUAUUAAAGAAUUGGAAAAGAAUAUAAGGACGAAUCCUCGACAAAUCGGUAAAGUUCUGGAUGAUACAGAUACGGGUAACAAAUAUUUACUAUCCUUGGCGUCGUCAAUGUCGAAUUUGUCAAUGAGAUGGCAAAAAAGAAACUUUAUUGGCGGGGGUACCUUUGGUACAGUAUUUUCUGCAGUGAAUUUAGAUAAUGGGGAGAUAUUGGCGGUCAAAGAGAUUAGAAUUCAAGAUAGCACUACUAUGAAAAAGAUUUUUCCAUUGAUAAAAGAAGAGAUGACUGUUUUAGAAAUGUUAAAUCAUCCUAAUAUUGUCCAGUACUAUGGUGUGGAAGUUCAUAGAGAUAAGGUUAAUAUCUUCAUGGAAUAUUGUGAAGGUGGUUCGUUAGCAAGCCUUUUAGAACAUGGUCGUAUUGAAGAUGAAAUGGUUACACAAAUAUAUACUUUGGAAUUAUUAGAAGGUUUAGCCUAUUUACACCAAGCUGGGGUUGUUCAUCGUGAUAUCAAACCUGAAAAUAUUUUAUUAGAUUUCAAUGGAAUCAUCAAAUAUGUGGAUUUUGGUGCAGCGAGAAAGAUCGCUAAGAAUGGUACUAGGAUUCCAAAUUUGAACAAAAAGAAUGGUGCGGAGCCUGAAGUAGAGGAAGAUGCAGAUGGUGGGAAAGUACACGACAUGAUGGGAACUCCAAUGUAUAUGGCACCAGAAUCCAUCACUGGUCCAGGGAAUACUGGGAAAUUUGGUUCCGAUGAUAUAUGGUCACUGGGAUGCGUUGUUUUAGAGAUGGUUACUGGUAGAAGACCAUGGGCUAACUUAGAUAAUGAAUGGGCCAUCAUGUAUCAUGUUGCAGCCGGACAUACCCCACAACUACCAAAUGCUGAUGAAGUUACUCCUGCGGGCAGGGCUUUCUUACAAAGAUGUCUGGUUCAAGAUCCGAAAUCAAGAGCUACGGCUGUUGAAUUAUUGAUAGACCCAUGGAUUGUUGAAAUAAGAGAGAUUGCAUUCGGAUCAAACAAUGGUGGUUCAAAAUCUGAUGUUGACACUCCUAUAGCUGAAUAG
Naumovozyma dairenensis CBS 421 is the source of this 5511-nucleotide messenger RNA. RefSeq names its product mitogen-activated protein kinase kinase kinase SSK22 (gene SSK22). The record is from RefSeq and is a predicted model, not a curated record. Gene Ontology annotation, molecular function: protein kinase activity; ATP binding. Bases 1 to 5511 code for a protein of 1836 amino acids. NCBI's taxonomy places the organism in Eukaryota, Fungi, Ascomycota, Saccharomycetes, Saccharomycetales, Saccharomycetaceae. Gene Ontology annotation, biological process: protein phosphorylation. The transcript has a single exon.